Messenger RNA from Syzygium oleosum, 1386 nucleotides. RefSeq names its product aspartic proteinase CDR1-like. Bases 1 to 1386 code for a protein of 461 amino acids. Gene Ontology annotation, biological process: proteolysis. The record is from RefSeq and is a predicted model, not a curated record. The transcript has a single exon. Lineage: Eukaryota; Viridiplantae; Streptophyta; Magnoliopsida; Myrtales; Myrtaceae. Gene Ontology annotation, molecular function: aspartic-type endopeptidase activity. Gene Ontology annotation, cellular component: extracellular region.
AUGGCUCUUAAACUGACAUUAUCGCCCCGUGGUGUUGUCCUUCUGGUUUGUGUAAUCAAUAUCGUCUCAUCAUCAUCCUUAACUGAUGGUGCUUCCAAGACAAACCCCAUGAAACCUCCGCGAUUGGCCAUGACACUUAUCCACCCAGAUUCCAUUCAUUCUCCUCAUUACAACCUGAACGCCACCGCUUAUGAUUUAGUUGAACGUGCCAUUAAUGCUUCAAUUGCGCGCAUUCGCUCCUUGAGCAAACGAGUUGCUGGUCCACAUGACUACGCUUUCCGUGCCAAUCUUAUUGCCGAUACCAGAGGAGUCACGUUCCUCGUGAAAAUAUCCAUCGGCACACCACCAGCACCACAGCUCUUACUCAUCGACACUGGAAGCAGCCUCUUAUGGUUUCAGUGCAUACCUUGCAUCUCCUUCUUUAAACAAUCUCUACCUCUCUUCGAUCCCGCCAAAUCCUCAUCGUACUCCAACAUACGUUGCAACUCCACUGCAUGUGAUCUCUCUACAGGCGAGUGUGAUCGCAAUAAAGAAUAUUGUACUUACAGUUAUACAUAUGUUGACGGAACCGGCACACGCGGUAACCUUGCAUCUGAAAAAAUGACUUUCGAGACAUCUGAUGAGGGAACAAUGGUAAUACCAAUUAGAGUGAUCGGGUGCGGUCAUGAGAAUAGUGGCAGCGUUGAUGGGCAAGGAACUGGCAUAUUAGGGUUAAGUUACCAUUAUUACUCAUCUCUUAUUCCACAGGUAGUUUCGAAAUUUUCCAUCUGCAUAGGCGACAUACAUGACCCACAGUAUCAGUAUAAUCAAUUGGUCCUCGGGGAUGAUUCAGUGCUCGAAGGCAAUUCCACAACCCUCGACAUGUAUGGGGGUCAGUAUUACGUGAACCUCCAAGACAUAAGCGUCGGAGAGACAAGGCUAAAGAUCGAUCCCGGAGCAGUCAAAAGGGACCCUUGGGGACAUGGCGGAGUUACUUUAGACUCAGAAUCAGGACUGACAUGGCUGAACGGACAUGGGUAUGUCCCACUGCAUAAUGAAGUUCAAAGAUUGCUGGACCCACGCCUUCGUCGGGAGAAAUACGGGCAUGAUCCGGAGUUCUUAUGCUAUGUGGGGACCAUGCAGAAGGAUCUACAACAGUUUCCAGUCGUGAAGUUUCAUUUCGACGGGGCCGAACUAGUCCUGGACAUCAACGACAUGUUCCUCCAAGUGAAGCCAAAUAUGUUUUGCAUGACAGUGGUUGAAUCGGAUCUCAGACUUCAGGGAUUGUCUCUAAUUGGAGUGUUAGCACAACAGUACCAUAAUAUCGGGUAUGACACUCUAGAAAAGAAGCUCUUCAUUGAAAGGAUAGAUUGUGACCCUCUGGAUCGAGUGAGUGCUAUUUCGUGA